Peronospora matthiolae is the source of this 1470-nucleotide messenger RNA. Lineage: Eukaryota; Oomycota; Peronosporomycetes; Peronosporales; Peronosporaceae. The record is from the annotation of a GenBank genome assembly.
AUGCAUCUUCGUGAAUUGUUUCGCGCAGAAAAAUUGCCAAGAGGUCAAGGCGCGAUCGGCACCAAAUGGGUGUUGAAGAUCAAGCGCAAAGCGGAUGGAUCGGUUGAGAAAUACAAGGCGCGUCUCGUUGCCAAGGGCUUCAAGCAGAAGUACGGCAUCGACUACACAGAGACGUUCUCGCCCGUGGUCAAGUACGUGACACUGCGUAUGGUGAUCGCGAUCACCAAGUAUUUCGACUGGCCACUGGACCAACUCGAUGUGGUGACAGCCUUUCUCUACGGAGUGAUGAAGGAGAAGGUGUACUGCGUGAUACCAGAAGGCGUCGAGAUGGAUGGCGACUUCGACUGUCUCGAGUUGGUGAAGGCGAUCUACGGUCUCAAGCAAGCUUCACGUGUGUGGAACAAGACUUUCGACGAGUUCGUAUGCUCUAUCGGUUUCGAAGUGUCGGCGUUCGACCCAUGUCUCUACAUCAAGGUUGUCGACGGUCACUGUGUGCUCGUGCUGGUCUACGUGGAUGACGUGUUGGUCACCGGCAGCUCGCUCGAGUUGAUUGCGCAGACGAAGGCCGACCUCAAGACGCGUUUCGAGAUGACCGACAGUGGCAAGUGUACUUUUGUACUGGGCAUCGAACUGGUGGACGAAUCGGAUGGCAGCGUGACGAUGUGCCAGCGACGGUAUGUCAACGACAUCCUCAAGCGCUUCGGCAUGGAUGAGUGCAAGGCCACAGCAAGUCCGGUCGACUUGAGCACUCGGCUUGUCGCAAGCAGCGAAGCGGCCAAGAUCGACGUUCCGUUUCUUGAAGCUGUGGGAGCUUUGAUGCACUUGACGACUGCGACGCGCCCAGACAUUGCGCAUGCUGUGGGGUACGUCUCGCGCUUCAUGGAGAAUCCGCAGCAAGAACAUUGGACGGCGGUGAAGCGCAUCUUUCGUUACUUGCAAGGGACCAAGUCGCACGGACUCCGCUUCCAGCCAAGCGACAAGAUCGACUUUCGUGGCUACUCGGACGCGGACUGGGCCGGCGACCACGCUGAUCGCAAGUCGACUUCGGGUUACACUUUCAUGCUGAUGGGUGCUCCUGUGAGUUGGGGAAGCAAGAAGCAGUCAAGUGUGUCGCUGUCGACGAGUGAAGCGGAAUACAUCGCACUGAGUCUGGCCAUCCAGGAAGGCAAGUGGGUGCAUCGCCUGCUAUGCGAGAUUUUGGCGGCCGCAAACGAACCAGGACCGGACCUCGUCAUCCGUGAAAACAACCAGUCGUGCAUCAAGAUGACGAAGAAUCCGGUGAAUCAUGGCCGCGCCAAGCACAUUGACAUCAAGUACCAUCACAUCCGUGAUGAGGUCAAGCGCGGUGAAGUGCAGCUCGAGUAUUGCGAGACUUCCGUGAUGAUGGCGGACAUCAUGACCAAAGGUCUUUCUGGACCUCGCCACAAGGACUUGACGACGGCUCUCGGCAUUCGUGCGAGUUCGGAUUGA